AAUUGACAUUCCAUAUAUUCAUUAUGUGAUCCAAUUGCUUGCACGACAAGAAGAUACAAGCUUAGGAGUUGAGGCACAGAUAUCCUUGUGGCAAUGGCGUCAAUCACCAUGACAACCUCAAUCGGCGGCGGCAUGGUCCUCAGAAACCGGUGUCCGGCGGCAGUGCAGAGUAGGGUUGUUGUGGCAAAUGCUGGCAGAGCAGUUGAAGGGGAAAAGAUGAUAGUGAGUUAUGAGAGUGAGAAGGAGGGGAGCAACAGAAGGAGGGACGUGAUGUUUGGUGUUGCGGCAGCCGCUGUUUGCUCCGUUGCGGGGAUAGCAGUGGCAGAAGAAGAGCCUAAAAAUGGUACCCCAGAAGCAAAGAAGAAAUAUGCCCCAAUUUGUGUGACCAUGCCCACGGCUAGAGUUUGUCACAAGUGAGGAGGGAGUUUUAGUGUUGCUUCACUUAUGUUGAUUUCAUAUCAGCUGUGUGUUCUAGUUGUUCAUAAAUGAUAAAACAAUAAACUUUGCCUUGUGCGUC
Arachis duranensis is the source of this 517-nucleotide messenger RNA. RefSeq names its product photosystem II 5 kDa protein, chloroplastic. The record is from RefSeq and is a predicted model, not a curated record. NCBI's taxonomy places the organism in Eukaryota, Viridiplantae, Streptophyta, Magnoliopsida, Fabales, Fabaceae. Bases 94 to 417 code for a protein of 107 amino acids. The transcript has a single exon.